GGUCUUAAAAUUACACAUGCCAAGCGGGAAGCUGAUAAUAAGGAAACGUUUAAAUGGCAACCUUCACUCAGGAGUAACAGUUAAUCUGUUAAUUUAGAAUAAAUAACUAUGUCAUUCAUCAUGCAAAUUAUCAAUUGAGUAAAUAUCUUUUAUCCUGAUAUCAGUUUUAGCCACAUCGCCCAGCUGUAUAGACCCAGUCCCAGCGUUACCUUCUGGUGCUCGUCUUGUCCGGCUUGAUCGCUGCCUUUUUGUUGAGGUCUCCCAGAGACGUGGACAGGUACAGGUCUCUGACCCCGUUGGACACGGCAGGCAUCUUAGCGGUUGUGUUCGGUCACAGGCGGGCAACCGUCAGUGAUGUGCAGCAGCUCCGGACAUCUCUGGAAACUAUGAGGUAAGGAGCUGGUGGACUACAUCACACAGUACCUGGGCUCCAUCCGGGAGAGGAGGGUGAUUCCAGAUGUGAAGCCUGGCUACAUGAAGGAGCUUCUCCCUGACGCGGCGCCUUCAGAGCCCGAGGACUGGGAGAGCAUCUUCAACGACAUCGAGAAAGUCAUCAUGCCGGGGGUGGUUCACUGGCAGAGCCCUCACAUGCACGCCUACUACCCCAGUCUGACCUCGUGGCCCUCGAUGCUCGGGGACAUGCUGGCCGACGCCAUCAACUGUGUGGGAUUCACCUGGGCCUCCAGCCCAGCGUGCACAGAGUUGGAAAUGCAUGUGAUGGACUGGUUGUGUAAAGCACUGGGGCUCCCCUCCUUCUUCCUGCAUCACCAUCCUGACAGCAGAGGUGGAGGCAUACUGCAGAGCACAGUCAGUGAGAGCACCCUCGUCGCUCUGCUGGCUGCCAGGAAGGACAAACUGCUGCAGCUGCGGUCUGAGCUCGACCAGGACGUGGACGACUCGGUCCUGAACGCCCGACUGGUGGCUUACGCUUCAGAUCAGGCCCAUUCCUCCGUGGAGAAGGCCGGUCUGAUCACUCUGGUGAAGAUCAGGUUCCUGCCCACGGAUGAGCAGUUGUCUCUGAGAGGAGACGUCCUGAAACAAGCCAUACAGGAAGACAGGAGGAUGGGACUGGUCCCUUUCAUGCUUUGUGCAACUUUGGGAAGUACAGGAGUGUGCGCCUUCGACAAGCUGUCUGAACUGGGACCAGUGUGUGCAGAGGAGGCCCUGUGGCUCCACGUUGAUGCUGCGUAUGCCGGCUCAGCGUACUUCUGUCCCGAGCUGCGCUGGUCGCUGGAGGGAAUCGAGUUUGCUCACUCGUUUGUCUUUAACCCCUCCAAGUGGAUGAUGGUCCACUUUGACUGCACGGCCUUCUGGGUGAAAGAUAAAUUCAAGCUGCAGCAGACCUUCAGUGUUGAUCCAGUUUAUCUCAGACAUGAAAACUCCCUGGCAGCCACUGACUUCAUGCAUUGGCAAAUUCCCCUCAGUCGACGUUUCCGUUCUCUCAAGCUCUGGUUUGUCAUGCGCUCCUUCGGGCUGAAAAACCUUCAGGCUCAUAUCAGACAUGGGAUUGAGAUGGCAAAGCUCUUAGAGUCGCACAUAAGGAGUGACCCACAUUUCGAGGUUCCGGCUGAGAGGCACCUCGGUCUGGUCGUCUUCUGUCUGAAAGGAGGAAAUGCUUUGACCCAGGAGCUGCUGAGGAGACUGACCCGGUCAGGCAGCAUGUACCUCAUCCCCGCAGACAUUCACACCAAACGCAUCAUCCGCUUCACAGUGACCUCACAGUUCACUACCGCAGAGGACAUCCUGAAGGACUGGGGUGUCAUCUCCAAAAUGGCCUCCACCCUUCUGGCGGAGACGCAGGGUCUGAAUAAUGCGGACCAACCAAAGACAGGGGAAGACGAGGUGAUUGUGGCAGAAGCGAACCAGGACCCAGACUCGGCCACCAGGUCUGAUGAGAAGGAGGACGCUGCGUCCAGGCUGGACAAAGCUCAAGUGGAGCUGUGGAUUGACAAGGCUUGGAACCGACCCAGGAGAACGAUGCGUUCUCUCAGCUGCAGCAGCGAGCCUCUGCCCUACACCUGCACAGUGUCUGGCUAUGACUUCGACACUCGGCCCAGUCUUAAAGAUGCUGCCGGGGGCCUCCCCACGCCAGCCACACCAGGAUCCGGGGCCAUGUACAAGAUCCCAGAGAUGCCUUCAAAUCUGGUGGGUAAACAGGUCCUGAAGAAGCUGACAAAGUUCUACAGCGUGCCCAGUUUCUGCAACCCGUGGGUGCAGUGCGGUCGGCACCAGCUGUGCUGCCCCUUGAACGUUUCACAAGUCGCUCAAAAACACUUGUCCUCGAGCUGCAGGAGAAUGAACUGUAUGACGUCUUCUCCCGUGGCCAUCACAGCUCCCUCUCCGAAUCCACUGGAAACCGCCUCUGCCCCCAAGCUCCUGUGAGGGUCCUCAGUGUACAGCAGCUCACAUCCUGUGUUUAUAACCUAUAGCAACUCACCGCUGUUUCGGUGCAGUCGCUUCUCGGUAAAUGCACAAUCACUACCUUCCAUUGUCCCUUGUGUUUUCAAAAUCUUUAUUAAAAUUUACACAAACAUGUCUCUAGAAAUGUUUCAAGAAUUCAAUUUUCAUAUGUCACAGUAUUGCUCACAAACAGGUUAUUUAGCAUUAUUCGGCCUCCUGCAACACAUAAAACGAGCAAAUGUGCUAUUUGAUGUUGACAGUCAAAUAAUGAAGCUGGAGGUCAUCAGAGCCGGUUUCUUCCCUCUGCGAUGGCGCUGUACAUCUCCUGAGUCAUGGGUACGUAGCCUUCACUGUCCUCCAGGAAGAACAGAGGAUCGCUGAUGAGGGCGGGGUUGAAGCCCUCCUCCCCCAGCUUCACCUUCAUUUGCUUAAAUGUCCCAGUUACUACCAGCGAAUUCUGCCAGAGCGAAA
Pleuronectes platessa (European plaice) is the source of this 2871-nucleotide messenger RNA. RefSeq names its product histidine decarboxylase (gene hdc). The coding region runs from base 475 to 2382 and encodes 635 amino acids. The transcript is spliced from 12 exons. Lineage: Eukaryota; Metazoa; Chordata; Actinopteri; Pleuronectiformes; Pleuronectidae. Gene Ontology annotation, biological process: histamine biosynthetic process; L-histidine catabolic process. The record is from RefSeq and is a predicted model, not a curated record. Gene Ontology annotation, molecular function: histidine decarboxylase activity; pyridoxal phosphate binding.